AGUACGAAAAAGGUCAAUUAACUGAUCAUGAAUUACAAAUUAAAUGGACUUUUGAGAAAUUAAAACUAUGCAUUAAGUACCUGUUGUUAAUACACAAUCAACUCCAGAGAGAAUAUCUUCAGAAGUACCACUCCCUUAGUUCUUUUAGAAGGGCAACUUUAAUUUGUGUGCUCAUUUUUCUUCUAAACUAUUUCUUUUGCACUGCUGGGAAAUCUUGUCGGACAGAUUGAAUCUUCUCUGAUAUACAAUAAAAUAGCGUGUGGUCCUGUUAGAUGUAUGCUGGAAGAAAAAGUUGCAUCCAAUAAUUAUGAUAAGAGCUACUUCUAACAAUAGGUACUGUACCUCUUUAAAAGAAGUGAGAAGGGAAGAGCUUCUGUUUUUGGAAGAGCUGUGCCCCUGAAAAAGAUGUAGAACUGUGCUGAAUAUUCAUGAUGGGUUUGAGUACCUGUUCACUGUAUACAGAAGCUAAAUAAUAGAUUAAGUAGACUGUUUCCUUGCUUUCAUUCUGAAAACCUUGAAUGAUGUAUGUGGCACUAGUGUAUUGUACUAUCGUGUAUUUUCUGAGAUUUGGUUGGCAUGAUUGAAGCAUUCUAGUUAAUUAGACUGUUUUUUUCAAGUACAGAAGAGCUGUGAAAUUGUAGCUGUUUCUUAGAUGGUAGCUCUACAUAAGCCACCAAAUAUAAAUUAUGCACAGAUCCAUUCUGUCUUAAAUAUUGGAUAAGCUUUUUAUUACUUUUACGUCAGUGGUAGGCUUUCAAAGUUUUUUCCUGUAUUCCACAUAACAUUCUGUGGUUAAUUUUUUUCUGGUUGUUGUUGUAAGUUGUUCUGGUGACUUGUCAUCUCCAUGUGACUAAAAUGUGGCUGAGAUGUCUGGCCUUCCUUCAAACAAUAUUCUAGAAUCAAGAAAACUAUUGAGAAAUCUGUGUUAAGAGAAUACAUCUUUUCUGGUUUUGGUGCCUUGUUAUGCUAUUUAUUACCACAUCACUUUUGAAGAUGCUUUGGAAUUAAAGCUAAUGCUUAAUUUCUGGUAAUGUUAUUUUGAAAGCUGAAUAUUUUGAAGGAUUUGCAAUAUAAUAAGCAUCUAUCCUAAUUACUGAGAUCAAACAAAGAUAGAAAUAUGAUGGCUGCACCAUCAACAUACAACUAAGAUGCCUCAGGUCAAUUUUAUUGGUGGAUAGAGAAGGAUGAUGGCAGGCAAUAACCAGCUUUGCAUUCGACGUUGGACUACCAAGAACGUGGCCAAGUGGCUGAAGGAAGAAGGCUUCUGUGAAUAUGUGGAUGUUUUGUGCAAUAGACACAGGCUAGAUGGAAUUACACUGCUGACACUUACUGAGUAUGAUUUACGAUCCCCUCCUUUGGAAAUCAAAGUCCUGGGAGAUAUCAAAAGGCUAAUGUUGUCCAUACGCAAACUACAGAAGCAACAUAUUGAUGUCCUAGAAGAGCUGGGUUACAACAGUGAUAGUCAUGUUGGCACAGCAUGCCCAAGUGUUGGUUCACUACAGGGUACAGAUUGGUUUUGUAAUGGUGAAGUACCUCGGGACUAUGAUGGACCAAUUACUGACCUGAAUGGUGAUCAGUACCAAUAUGCAAAUGGCAAAAACAAACACUCUACUCGAAGACUGGACCCAGAGUAUUGGAAGACGGUUUUAAGUUGUGUGUAUGUCUUCAUAGUAUUUGGCUUUACAUCGUUCGUUAUGGUUAUCGUACAUGAGCGAGUACCUGACAUGCAAACAUAUCCACCUCUACCAGACAUAUUUCUAGAUAGCGUCCCUAGGAUACCAUGGGCUUUUGCUAUGACUGAAGUAUGUGGUGUAAUUCUUUGCUACAUUUGGCUGUUGGUUCUUCUGCUUCACAAACACAGAUCUAUACUUCUGCGAAGGCUGUGCAGUCUCAUGGGGACAGUAUUCUUAUUGCGUUGCGUUACAAUGUUUGUUACCUCACUCUCUGUGCCAGGCCAGCACUUGCAGUGUACUGGAAAGUUGUAUGGCAAUGUUUGGGCAAAACUCCAGCGGGCCUUUGCAAUCUGGAGUGGCUUUGGAAUGACUCUGACUGGAGUACAUACGUGUGGAGAUUAUAUGUUCAGUGGCCACACUGUUGUCCUGACCAUGCUCAACUUCUUUGUCACAGAAUAUACGCCAAGGAGCUGGAACUUCUUGCACACCUUGUCCUGGGUCCUGAAUCUCUUUGGAAUCUUCUUCAUUUUGGCUGCACAUGAACAUUAUUCUAUAGAUGUCUUCAUUGCCUUUUACAUCACUACAAGACUCUUUUUGUAUUACCAUACGUUGGCUAAUACUAGAGCAUAUCAGCAGAGUAGGAGAGCAAGGAUCUGGUUUCCAAUGUUCUCUUUUUUUGAAUGCAAUGUUAAUGGUACUGUUCCCAAUGAGUAUUGCUGGCCCUUUUCAAAACCUACUAUACUGAAAAGAUUGAUUGGCUGAAGAGUGUGGGUCAAUUCAGAUUUUUAUGAAUCAUUAUGACUAAGAUCCUACAAGGCUAGCUGAAGAGGGGAUGUAAAGUAACGCUUUUCACUCCAUGAUCAUCUCCUCCUUGUCUUGUUUCUUAGAUUCUUAGCCAUAAAAUGGGGUUCCCAUACUUCAUGGGGAUGUGUUUUGUUUUCUUGUUGCUAAAAUAGAAAACAGUGCAGGGACCGGUAAAGGCUAUCAGUGAACCAUGAAUAUAAACCAGAAUAAUGUUACCCUUAGUAAAGGUCUAUGUGAAUGUUUAUGUAACUUUAACCUCAAAUACGUGCUUGUACUGAAUAUAAUAUACACUUUACAGGUCCAAAUAAUCUCUGUUACCUGACAUGCCAGCCUUUACAUAUACUGACUAAAAAAUUAGAACUUUAUGAAGACUUUCUUUUACAACAGUCAUAAAUGUAAUUUUCAGAACAAAUUCUGUGUAUACUUAAAGAUUGAGGAGUACUGUGUCAUACUGAAGAAAGCAGUAUAGUUCCUUGCUAAAAGGGUCUCUUAACUGUUAAAUAUCAAGUCUUAAAGUAUAAUUGACAGUAUAAAUGGUCUGCACACAGGUUGCCAAAAAUGGAAGUCUGCCUUGUGGCUAUGCGGUGAUGAUGUUUUUUUUAAUGAGAGCUUAUUUAGUCUAGUCUAUCAGUUGUCUAUAUGGUUGUUCUAGCACUUGGAAGUUUUCCCUUUUGUGUUUAAAUAAAUGAGUUAAAGUAAAUGCUACAUCCACUGAAAGUAAAGUUAAUUUAGCUUUAGUGAGUUUAAAGCCACAAAAUAACUUUUGUAUGGUUUUAAUUGCUUUAUACCCAAACCUGUGCAUGUUUUUUAGGAGCAGCUCUUUAACAUUGGAAAAACAGAACAGUUAUCUUCAUAUAAUCUUACUGUCCCAUAAAUGGAUGGGGAAAAUGCAUGUAGUAACUCUUUCAGGAAAAGUAAUAAUAGUGAGUAUUGGAAAUAGUGCUCAUAUUGAUGUAUGUUUUAGCACUCCGGUGUCAACAAUAUGGUGAGUAUCUCUGGAUAUAUAUACACAGUAUAUUUGUUUAUAUAUAUAUAAACACACAGAGUAUAUGUUCUUCUAACAAGUAUGAAAAGAGACUAGUUCUUAAAUUAAGUUGCUCAUUUACUACACUGAAAGAUAAAAGUACCAUAAGCAGUUGAGUUUUGGUUGUUUAAAAGAAAAAAACAACACACAACAAAACACCCCCAAAACCCCAAACCAACACUUUGAGUCCAUAAUGCAUAAGCAAGGGUCACACAGUUGGCGAUCUCUUACGCAGUGGUUUGUAAGGGGACAAUACUACUGUUGGCUGUAGAGACUUGAAAUUAGCUUUAUGCUAAAUGAAAACUGAUAGGUAAAAGGUGCAAAUCAUAAAAAUGGUAUAGACCUUUUAAUUUGGUUAAUGCAAUUUCAGAACAGGUGGUAUGUGCAAAAGCUAGCGUAAGUCAGCCUUGGAAAGUUAACACGAAGCAUUUCCAGCUUGGUACAAGCUGACUUAAUGGUCACAAUGUACUUAGGUUUGCAUGGAAAAGAAUCCCUUUGGAAUUUUGCAAGACAGUUUUGUAUUUGGAGGCUUGUAACCUACUGUGGGCUAGUCCUCACUGUAUUGUGUUCUUUUUAUAAACCUGGAUUGUACUAACUUGACUAUCUCUUCGCCCUUCGUAGUAUAUUACUUUUGUAACUUCAUUUAGCUCCUAUUCCAUGGAGGAAUUGUGCAUCUUAGAGUAUCUCUGCCAACUGUAUUGAGCACACACAUAUUGUACGAUUCUGCAGACUUUUCUAUUUGUAACAUUCCAAUUUUUUAGCAAAAUUGCAGGUUUAAUACUAUAUUGUUCAGUCUGCCAUAGCCUGAUGGUUCUUGCCAUCCAAAUUGGGGGAGUAUGCUUACACUUAAGAAAAAGGGAAAAAUAUUCUGAAAGAUUUAAAGACUUUUCAUUUGCUGUUCUUACCUUUUGGAUUUCAGAAAGGCAAUUUGAACAUUCCUCUUGAGACUUUAUAAUCAAAGAGCUCUAUUUGUUAAUUUAUAUUUGCCUUUGCAAUGCACACACAGUUAUGAAUGCUAUUCUUUUAAACACUAGAAAACAUCUCUUCUCAGGAUGUGCAGGAUUGUAUUCUGAGUUAUAAUGUGGAGAGGUAUGCAAUUAAACUUGCAAAGCUGUUGAUUCUGAAAAGAACCAUGUCACUGCUAACUGUCAUAGCUGUGUCUAAACCGAAAAAUUAUUUUGCAACUUAGACCUGCAGGAGAAUUUUCAAGUACAGCCUAGUGUAACAAUGUUUACAUAAAGUAAAGCUAUCAUUUCAAUACUAUUUUUUUAACAAAUGAAGUUCAUAUACUUUGAAACAUAAAGCUUCUCUCUUUGUUCUUAUUUAAUUUUUUCAAAUUCUGUUAAGUAAAUCCAUGGUUUAAAUCAGCAUUGCUUAUCAGUGUUUUUUUAAAGAAAACGUUCUUUUGUGCUGUUUCCCUUGAUGCUAAAUACCUGAGUCCAAGAUAAGUAAUAUACAGAGGUUGGGUUUGUGAGCAUUGAAGUGGGUUAAAACAUUGUCAGGAUAAUUGUCCUCCUCUAUUUUGGAAGUUCAUUUUGUCUGUCUAUAAACAUGCAAGAGGAAGGCUUGAAAAUGAUAGAAGAUAGAAAAAUUGAUGUCACAUGAAAAAGAGCACAGGUCAAUCUGUAAAGUUGGUAACGUAACUUUAUUGUUAAUUAGGUGGAAACAAGUUGCGAGUAAGUGACAGGCUUAAAAUUCUGUACCUCCUUUUUAAAGAGUCAGUGUUUUAAAAGCAUUUUGCUGCUUCUCUGCUAUUGACAAGCACUUUUAAGUAAAGGCAGCAGAGCAUCGGGCCUUGGAUUUAAUGCUAAGUCUGUUUACGGUUGUCCUUCUCUCUUAUGUUCAUGCACCAGUCUUUUUGCUGUCCUUUAACUUGCUGCACUUAUUUUGUGCCAAGUCAUCUUCUGUGGUCCAUGGGAAUGCACGCGUAAUCUGAAUUCAGAGUAAUGAAUGAAUGACUGUUAUGUCAGCAAGUACAAGUGUCUAACAACAUUAGUCUACUACUACAAAGUGCACAAACUAAUAAAGUAGGAAAGUCUUAACUGAAUAACUCUGGAUAUACAAAAGAAGGGGAAGGAAGGUCACAUUUUUUUGGUAGCUUAGCAAUUCUAGUAAUAUUUGAGACUUGACAAUGGUCUUGAGCUCUUCCUUACUAUUAUCAGUUUGGGGAUAUGUAUGCACGUAUGUGCAAGUGAUAGACACAUAGGCAUUCCCCUCUUUUUUUUCUUCCUUUCUUUUUGUUUUUUGUUGGUUUUUUUGUUUGGUUGUUGUUGUUGUACCUUAUGACAUAGCUUCUUAUAAUAGCUUUCCUAAACUUUUUGCCUUUAGUCUUUCCUUUCUGGAAGAUCCCUUAAACUAGUGUGUUUAUGACAUUACACCUGCAUACGGAAAUCAAACUUUCAUAGAUGUGGGGGGUUUUUAGCAAGUUCUGAUUACACUGACAAAAACUUAGGGAAGGAUCUUUAAGCAAGAUUCCUCCAGCUGUUCUUGAAUAAUGAUAGAGAAAGCUUCCAUAUAUGCAAAUUAUCUUCAUGUACUCUGGCAAACAAGAUAACACUUAUACAAAGUGUUGGUACAGAAAUGUAGAUAGGCCUGAAGUAUUUAAAUGUCCGAGACUAGCAAGAAAUGGAUCCUCUAAGUAUACUAAUUGUGAUGAAGCAAAUGAUGUGCUUAAAUUUUAAGCAAAUCACUAAAUCCUCUUCACUUCAGUGAGGGGUUACCAUUUUAGUUGAAGCAUUUUCUGGGAUAAGGCCAAGUGCAUGCUGUGCGUGGUAUACUGAUACAGUAAUGAGAACGGGUAAUGUCACUUCGUUUUUGGUUUUCCCUGAUAUCUGCCGCCCCCCCCAGCUACUACAGAAGGAAACAUUCCAGUAGAAUUUUAAAGAAAUUACUACUUAACUGGGUUCUGAGAGAAAAAAUCAGUACAAAAAAUGCAUUGAAAUAAAACCUUAAUACUUACCUGCUUUAAGAAGCAAGAGUCAGUUAAAUGAUUUGAAGAAAAAAAAAGUUAUUUUUUGAUGGCAAUCAUGUUAAGUAAGGUUAUUUAGAAGUAUUGAAACCCUUCAAUGAGGAUAAAAGCACAGGUUCCUAUAAUCUUCUUUUCUGUACGGCUGUGUGUCAUGUAGUGCCAAAAAGAUUAUUGAAGGGAAAGAGGGAAGGGUUGAACUCAGACCAACAGUUAAUAUCUUCUUGGGUUUUUUAAGCAGUGCUUGCAUACAUAGUGCUACACUUGUUCAUUACUAUUUAGCUAGUUUUUUGAUGUAUGAAAGUCCGCUAGGUUUUCAAGCACCAAAACUACUGUGGAGCGGAGUCUUAAUCAUUAAAUACGCAUUUGAAGAAAUAGCAGAUGUCUUAAGAAAAAAAAAAAGUAGGCUUGUGAACCUGGAGUAGAACAACAGUAACCUAUAACAACUAUGAUAGUUUUUCAUCCUGUCCAGGUAGUUUCUACUGAAGAGUUGGGGAGGAUUUGCAGUAAUCUACAUACAAUACUGAUUUUUUUCUGCAUUUUUUUGAAUAAUCUAGGAUACUGUUAUAGAAAAUUGACCUGUAACUACAAAAACCAUCGUAGUCUUGUCAAGAUGGAAUUGUAUUUGGCAGAAGUCCUAGCAGUGAGCCAGCUUACCCUCUGAAUUGUUUUGUGCUUGUAGACUUUUAUCAGUCAAGGGUUAAUUGGUAGACCACUGAUGAUUCAUACAGAUUGCUAUUUCUGAUGUAUCUUUGACAUUGUCACUAUUCUAAUUGAAAUAGUAUAUUGGGGAGGGGGGCAGUCCUUUGGAGUGAACCUACUGAUGUCGUCUUCAUUAUAUGAAGAAAAAUGUGAAAAAAAAAAAAAACCCUUCACAACACCUCAAACACCAUAAUAUUAUGAACACUGAAGUUUCUGUAUAGCAGUGUCCUGCAUACUUACGAUUUGUAUUUAAGACAUUUGCAGUGAGUAUUAUGUACAUAAUUGUGACAUGCACAUUUUUAAAGCCAGUUUGUAGUAGGUGUGUAAGAACUCAAGAUGAUGAAUGUGGAGCACAAUAACCUGACCUGUUAGCCCAGUGACUGUAGUUAGAAAGACUGUAACUUAGUUUUGCUCUUUCAAUUCAGUUUUGUCAAAUAUGAGAAAUUUGUCAAAUGUGAGAAACCACAAACUGCAUUGUACAUGGUACUUAACAUAAUAGGGAUGUAGAAACAUGGCUUUUCACACUGGACAUUACUUCAGUUUGGUUCUGACAGAGAAAAUAGUAUUACCUAAUGGCUAGAAGGUAUGCCAGUGAAGUUUGAAGUGAGUACUGUAAAUAAGUAAAUAUUGUUUUGAUUCUAAACUUAGAUUGAAUUAAUAUAUUGUUUUAUAUCUUUGUUGUAUUAAAACAUAUUUAAAAGUACUAAAAUAAAAUAUUUGAAAGAUGACAAA
Messenger RNA from Harpia harpyja (harpy eagle), 7900 nucleotides. RefSeq names its product sterile alpha motif domain containing 8 (gene SAMD8). Lineage: Eukaryota; Metazoa; Chordata; Aves; Accipitriformes; Accipitridae. Gene Ontology annotation, molecular function: ceramide cholinephosphotransferase activity; protein binding; sphingomyelin synthase activity. The transcript is spliced from 6 exons. Bases 1185 to 2435 code for a protein of 416 amino acids. Gene Ontology annotation, cellular component: endoplasmic reticulum membrane; Golgi membrane. Gene Ontology annotation, biological process: ceramide biosynthetic process. The record is from RefSeq and is a predicted model, not a curated record.